Molecule: messenger RNA, 3206 nt
Organism: Pseudovirgaria hyperparasitica
Lineage: Eukaryota; Fungi; Ascomycota; Dothideomycetes; Acrospermales; Acrospermaceae
Product: DUF1620-domain-containing protein
Exons: 3
Coding region: 308-3127 (939 amino acids)
Biological process (GO): protein folding in endoplasmic reticulum
Cellular component (GO): EMC complex
Molecular function (GO): protein binding
Source: RefSeq, a predicted model, not a curated record
GCGUUUCGAAUGCCGCCGAUGACUCUAGUAGGACGGUGCGUGUCCUGUUGAUGUAUACUGACAGACCAUCUUUCUUUAUGGGAUUCCAUUCUUCUUACGCGAGGGUGUCACCAAGUGUCAGUUCUGAAGUUUCGAGGCCUGCGGAAGGUAUUUAGACGUAGAAGUAACGAUGAUUGAGGCUGGUGAGUAGUAAGUAGUUUCGGGGUAACGAUUGGCCGAGUUCCGGCUCUACGUGAACUUUUGGUGGCAUAGCAUAAUGGUUGUAUCUGCAACAGCGUUGUCUCCCCGACUUCGCGACCCAUGAACAAUGCGCCUUCAAGAAUUACUCCUCCUCCCGGCUAUACUCAUUCCGACCGUGCAAGCCAUCUUCGCUGAUGACGCCUAUCACGUCGACUACCACUGGGCUCUAGUAGGCCAGCCUCAACAACACGCAACCUUCUUCCAGCAGCCAUUUGCCGGCUCCAAGGCAUCUCUCAUAUACACCCUAUCAGCCCAUAAUGUGUUGGCGGCUAUAAAUCCCAAAGAUGGGUCCGUCGUGUGGAGGCAAUUGCUGACACCCAGCACCAACUCUUCGCAAACUUUUCUCGCGGCUGGUGAGGGUCAAGAUACUCUUAUAAGCGCGGUGGAUGGGCAGGUAGCAGCAUGGAGCUCAUCCGAUGGUCGAAUGGUGUGGGAGAAACAGCUUGGUACCUCAAGAAUUAAAGACGCAGAAAUUAUCGAUUUCGAGGAUGGGAAGCAGGCGUCAACAAGCAAAGAUGCCAUAGUGCUAAUGGAAGGCGAAACACCUACUGUCAUGCGGCUGAAUGGUGCUACUGGGAAAACCAAAUGGCAAUUUGCAGACACCAGUGGAGACGUGCCCUUCCAACUUUCCUCUUCCGCGACCAGCGUUUACUAUAUAGCGCAUCACGGUACGUUUCUGGGCGGGUACAAGAUCAAGGUUUCGUCAUUGAGUCCGGUGAACGGGGACAAGCUGGACUCGUACACGCUGAGCUCCGACAGCGAAGUAUCUUCUCCGGAGUCGAUUCUGUUCGCCGGAGCCAACACUGCAUCACCGCUGCUUGUAUGGGCGGAUAAGGCCCACAAAGUUCUCAAGAUCAACAUCAUAGGCACCAAAGGGGUUGCUUCUUUCAACAUCGAGAACAAAGGAUCUGGAGAGAUCGAGCGCGUCACCGUCCACGCGCCCUCAAGAAUAACAUCAUUACCUCAUUUCUUGGUCCAAUAUCAGACCUCGCUGAGCCAAUGGGCGGAGGUCUAUCAUGUUGAUGUAAAUAAGGGUACUAUUUCGAAAGCAUAUGACAUUCCCAACAUGUCUGGAAAUGGUGCCUUCUCCACAAGCACCGUUGAUGCUAACGUAUACUUCACGAGGGUGACGACUGAGGAGAUGAUCAUCUACUCUUCCGCAUCUCACGGUAUUGUAGGGAGAUGGAACCGGAAGGUUCUAGGCGCUUCCACUGAGGGCGACGCCUAUCCGUUAUACGGUGUAACAGAAGCAGUCGUUCGCUCGAAUACAGCGCAAGCUGUGCGAUCUGCCAUACUCUUCUCUAAUGGAGACUGGUCUCUGCUUCGCAAUGGUGAAUCACUAUGGACCCGACCAGAAGCUCUAGCUAGCACUUUAUCCGCCGUAUUUACCAGUUACCCAGAAGCAGAAACAUUGGCCCAGCAGUUGGACAUUGAAGGUCAUCAGAACGUGGUGUCAGCGUUUAUUCAUCGUCUGAUGAGACAUAUUGAUGACCUACGCCAUCUUCCCACAUGGUUCCAAAGCUUACCAACGAAUCUGAUGGCCAGCUUUGGCGGAGCGACCAUAUCACCUGACAGCAUCAAGAAGGACUCCUUUGGGUUCGGGAAGAUAGUGAUAUUGGCAACCGCUCGAAAUCGUCUCAUCGCCUUAGAUACUGCAGCCCAAGGCAAAGUUCUAUGGAAUGUCGAUGUUUCAAGUAUAGCACCGGGCUCCAAGCUCACAGCUCCACAGCUGACCUCACUUCCAAACGGCCGUGUACAGAUCACUGAUCCACGUCUAAGCACCCCAAUCAUCGUCAACGCUCUGACCGGAGAAUCAAAUAAUUUGCAAAGUGAUAUUGUGACGACAGUGCCCACUGGUCAGUUUAGCACUGUUGUCGAGUACACUUUGAAGGAUGGCGAGUUGCAAGGCCAUAUUUUUGGCCGACCUGACGAGGUGGUAUGGCAGUUUAAACCGUUGGACGGCGAACGCAUCCAUGGAAUCGCAGCUAGGCCUCUAGACGACCCUGUUGCAUCUAUUGGUAAAGUUCUUGGAGAUCGUCGCGUGCUGUACAAGUAUCUCAACGCUAACCUCGUUCUUGUCACUGGAGUGUCAGAGAUUACCAGCACCGCGUCCGUCUACCUACUCGACUCAGUUUCUGGUAAUGUACUAUAUUCCGCUAGCCAUAGGGAUGUCGACACAACAAGGUUCAUUGCCUCGACGGUGUCCGAAAACUGGCUGGCGUAUUCUUUCACGUCUGCAUCCUCGUCGGUUGGUUCUCGAGGUCAUCAAUUGGUAAUUGCUGAACUAUUCGAAUCGUCCCUUCCCAACGAUCGUGGACCGCUCGCAGCAUCCGGUAACUUUUCAAGCACUGAUCCUUCGUCAACAGUCGGAGACAUCUCAAAGCCGUACGCCAAAUCUCAAACCUACCACAUCCCAGAGGAGAUCUCGCACAUGUCCGUCACACACACUAAACAAGGAAUAUCUUCGCGUCAAAUUCUGGCUGUCCUUCCACAAUCGCAUGCAGUGGUGGGAAUCCCGCGCCAGAUUGUUGAUCCUCGCCGUCCCAUAGGAAGGGAUCCCACCGCGUCAGAGGCCAGCGAAGGCCUUAUGAAGUAUGCGCCUAAUCUUGAGUUUGACCCAAAGUGGUAUCUUAACCACAAGCGCGAGGUAUUUGGCAUCAAGAAUGUCAUCACCACACCGUCCUCCCUCGAAAGUACCAGUCUUGUGUUCGCAUACGGAUUGGAUGUAUUCGGAACACGGGUAGCCCCAAGCUUUACGUUUGACAUCCUCGGGAAAGACUUUAACAAGCCGCAAAUGCUACUCACUGUCGCUGCUUUGGGCGUUGGCGUGUUGGUGGUAGCGCCGCUGGUUAAAAGGAAGCAGAUUAAUGCACGAUGGACUACAUAGUACGGAGAACUAGCAGAGCCAUAGAUAUAUCCACACCAAUAGAUGCCCCAUAGAUGGUAAUCAGAACCAUUUCAAUCCU